UUUCUUAAGAUCAGUCAUUCUGUCUGCACAGGGCUGGAGGUGGGUAGGCUGAGCAUGGCCCAUUCUUUGGAAGGUAGUGUAAUUCUACAUUUUCCCAGGGUCAGGUAUGUCAUCCCUGAUGCCCCUUCUCCCCCACCUCCUGCAGAGUGGCUGUCUUUGCUCUGUCUCCUCCAAGCCUCUUUCCCCUGGUUGGAAGAGAGUGGGAUGGAACAGUGUAGGAUGAGGACAAGGACGAUGGGAGGUAGUGGAGGGAGGAGGCAGGAGGCUCCUACAGCCUGCAAUAAGUUCUGAAUCCAGUCUAGAUCGAAUUGUCCUGGGGUGAAGAAAUGAGAAGAAUUUCUUGGAAGAAACAGCUGCAGCUUACUUGCCUGUAGUUGGGCUAUUUGACAUUUGGUGAAAUUCUAAGUGUCAAUCUGCCUACUUGUGUUCAACAAAAUUGGUUUUAUAAAGGAGGGUUUCUUGAUUCAACUUAAGUACCAGGUGAAAGGUUAUGUGUUAUAAUGUAAAAAUACAUAAUCAAGUUUAAAUAAAUAAAGGAAAAUGUAUCAGACAUUUCGGAAAUGUCAUGAGGUUUGUGUGUCAUGUAUUGGUUUUUAGGCAAGGAAUUGUCCAGUAAAUGUUGAGUUCUUUCACUGAAGUGCUUGUCUUUAGGCUGUCCUCUCUGUGAAGCCCCUGAUGCAGACCUGUGUGGACAAUAGUGCUUUCCUUGGAUGCACGGCAGUGUGUCAUUGUGGCCUGACUGCUUAUCCUGGAAUAGGUCCUGGCCCGCCUGAAGGGGUGAAACCCUUUGAGAAGGCAUACGGGAAGCUCUGUGUGACCAGUCUUAAAACCAAUCUGUGUUAAGGAGAAAAUGGAAAUGUGUUCCUGUGUUGCAACACCGUUGGUUAUAGUAGGAAUUUUCGUAGAUGGCUGAAAACCACUUACCCAAGUACUUUGACUAGUGAAGCUGCUGGGUCUGCUUCCUCUGCCAUCUCAAUUGUUAAACAUAUAAAUGAUGUCCCAGAUUUGCAUCCUCACAACUAACGUGGCUGUUGGCCAGAUUGGAAAUUUCUUGGCUUAUACGGCGGUCCCCACAGUCCUGGUGACUCCCUUGGGUGCCCUCGGAGUGCCAUUUGGGUCCAUUUUAGCUUCUUAUCUUCUGAAGGAAAAGCUCAACAUUUUGGGCAAAUUGGGGUGUCUGCUAAGCUGUGCGGGUUCUGUCGUGCUGAUUAUCCACUCCCCCAAAUCUGAGAGUGUGACGACUCAGGCUGAGCUGGAGGAGAAGCUGACCAAUCCAGCGUUUGUGGGCUACCUGUGCAUCGUGCUGCUCAUGCUGCUACUGCUUAUCUUCUGGAUCGCACCAGCCCACGGGCCCACCAACAUCAUGGUCUACAUCAGCAUUUGCUCGUUGCUGGGCAGCUUCACCGUGCCUUCCACCAAGGGCAUUGGGCUGGCGGCCCAGGAUAUCUUCCAUAACAACCCAUCUAGUCAGAGAGCCCUCUGCCUGUGCCUGGUGCUCCUGGCUGUGCUGGGCUGCAGCAUCAUCGUCCAGUUCAGGUACAUCAACAAGGCACUGGAGUGCUUUGACUCCUCAGUGUUCGGGGCCAUCUACUACGUCGUGUUCACCACGCUGGUCCUGUUGGCCUCCGCCAUCCUGUUCCGGGAGUGGAGCAACGUGGGCCUGGUGGACUUCUUGGGGAUGGCCUGCGGGUUCACGACUGUCUCUGUCGGGAUUGUCCUUAUACAGGUGUUCAAAGAGUUCAAUUUCAACAUUGGGGAGAUGAACAAAUCUAAUAUGAAAACAGACUAGGAUGAAGCAGGGUGUUGGGUGGCUUGAGGAACAGGAAAUGGAUAUGGUUUCUGGUUCUAAUUUGAUGUGAAGUGGAAGAGAUCCCCGUAAUGAGUGAUCUGGUGAACGGAUGCCCACACCCUAAAGCCACUUGCAGCAGAGCACUGCUCAGCAGCACGGUGGGGUCCCAGCCCUCUGGAGCCUGGAGUUGCUGAAAGAUUGCCUGGGUGUCAUCUCUCUAAUGAGCAGAAUCUCAUUUUCAUUGUCGUUAACCUGGAAGCUUUCAUGAAUACUCUUUUCUUUUAAAGCAUUUUAACAUGAUUUAAACGGAAAGUAAAGAUGGGCUCUUUCUGGUUAGUUUUUGUAAAGGAACAGAUAUUCUUACUUAAAUUACUUUGGAAAUGGGGCGUUGUUUUGAAAUCUGAUUCUGUACAGUAAAUUCUCUGGUAGUUGUGUUAUUUUGCAUUGAGCAUGUAUAACAUUCAGGUCUUAGUUAUCUAGUGCUGCUAUAACAGAAAUACCAAAAGUGGAUGGCUUUAACAAACAAAUUUGUUUUCUCACAGUUUAGGAGGCUGGAAGUCCAAAGUCAGGGUGCCAGCUCUCAGGGGAGGCUUCCUCUCUCUGUUGGCUCUGGGGAAAGGUCUUUCUCCGGCUUCUGUUUCCUGGUUCCUUGGAGAUCUCCAUGUGGCUUAACAUCUAUCUUCCUCCAUCUCUGGAAACCCUGGUGGUGUAGUGGUCAAGUGCUACAGCUGCUAACCAAGAGGUCGGUGGUUCAGAUCCACCAGGCUCUCCUUGGAAACUCUAUGGGGCAGUUCUGUUCUGUCCUCUAGGGUCGCUGUGAGUCGGAAUUGACUCGACGGCAGUGGGUUUAGUCUGGUUUGGGUUUCCACCAUCUCUGCUUGCUUAAUCUACUCCUUUUACAUUUUGUAAGACACACCCUGUACUAAUCCUGCCUCAUUAGCAUAACAAAGACAACCUAUUCCCAAAUGGGAUUAUAACCACAGGUUUAGGGGUUAGGAUUUAUAACACAUAUUUUGGGGGGACCAAUUCAAGCCAUAACAGGUACUUAUCCAAAUAAGAGGUACACAUUUGUUUUUAAUUCUCUAAACGAGUUGGACCCCUCCGCCCCAUCCUGAAGCCAUUUUAAUAGCAAAUAGAGAAGAGCGGUUGCACGUGAUUGAGUGUCCGUUUAUGGGUGACUUUAUCAGUAGCUCAAAUCAGUGUCAGUGCCUUUAUCACUUGAACUCUUGGCUUAAUUUGAUUAUUACUGUGUGUAUGUUCUCUUAGGAAACCAAAAGGCCAGCAGUUCAGAUCCACCAGGCGCUCCGUGGAAGCUCUGUGGGGCAGUUCUACCCCGUCCUGUAGGGUUGCCAUGAGUCAGAAUCCACUCGACAGCAACGGGUUUGGUUUUUAUGUUUUGGUGCGUAUGUUUUCCUAGAUUAGAGUAGUGCAGCUUCCUUGAUUAUGCUUUCGUAUUUCAGUGUUUAAACUAUAAAUGUGUACAGCAGUUAGAAAUAAUAGUAUAUUCUUUGGAAGACAGUUGAGACUACAGGCACGUUAGAGCAAGCUGAAUCUUUUGGCAUGUGUUGUCCGAUGAAAGCGUUGGUUUAAGGAGCGUGAGGCAUUUUAUUUGCAUUCAGUCUAUGUAACUGGGAUCCAGUUCUCUUUUAGCAAGCACUGUGGCUUUUGAUUAGAUGACCAUUCAGAAGAAAUAAAUAAUCUAACUUGAUAAUAACGCUGUUAAAUGAGAGAGUAACAGUUAACUCGCACAUAUAUCGACUUCUCUGUCAGGAGGCCAAGUCAAUACAGGACCUAGUUAAAGGACCCAAUUAGGCGUAAUCUAGUUUCUACAGAUUGGUACAUAGCUUUGAUGGUGUCCUUUUUGCCUAGAAAAUGCAUUCACUUUGAGAGUGAUUUUUCCAAAGAAUUUCUAGCAAAACUGAGAACAAUUUAGCCAUUUCCUUGUUUGUGAUGACAAAACAUCCUACAAUUGCUCACUCAAACUCUCACUAAACUUCCUAAAUGCAAGAUAACAUUAUUCUGUCCAUGGUAACCUUCCAUGUGCACGAAGUGAUGCAGUAUUUCACCUAUUUCACGUGCCAUAUUUUAUCUGAAUAGGGAACUGUGCUAAACUGAAAGAUGGGAUUGGGUAGAUUAUCAUGAAGUAGAACAUGAAAUCUAAUAAAAUCCAACUAAAGUUAUUUGCUAAGGAAAAGAAUGCAUUUUCUAGGCAAAAAGAACAUUUCUAAAGACUCUAUAUUUCCCUAAAGUGUUGAACAAAGAAGCUAAACAAGAUGAGAAUAGUUUAAUACAGAGCAAGAAAUACCUUUAUGAAUUAGAACCACAUGUAGUAAUCAUGGGUUGUCAGUGAUUUGUGCCUAAUGGCAACAACAAAAUUAUUUGAAAAGAAUUUUAAAUCUUACGUUAACUGAUAGUUAAUAAACACCCAAAGUGUUCAUUAAUAUUCUUACCAGUUCCUGAAGGCUUGCUUUUAAUCAUCGGUAUUUUUAGGAAUGCAGGACUUGAUUUAUUGAACUGAACUUUAUAAAAAUAUAGUGUAGCAAUAUCAAAUAUCCUUUUAGUAGGCAUAAGAAUAAUUUUCUAGGUAAGAAUUUUGAGAUAAUCAAAAAUACACAUGGCUAUACAAGUAUAAUGAGAAAGUUCAUGUGUCUUCUUAUGGAAAUUAUCAUUUUAAGUUUGAUAGAACUUAUAUGUGAAGCUUAGUGUAAAUGCAUCUACAGUGUGCUUAUUAUAUUUUAAUUCACAGUUACACCCUGGAUACUAAGAGGUGAUUUUUCUGGAUGACCCUUCCUGUGAUUUUUUUAGAGUAAAAGAAAAUCCCAGAGUAUUACUAGCUCUUCUCUUAUUAAGGGUGACUGGUCCCAAGCACAGUUAGGCCCUCCUAGACUUACACUGUUCAGCAAAUUAUAUCGCUAAGGUGUGGUUUUCUUCCAGUGGAACAAAGUUCACAUCGUUCAUUGUGUUUCAAGUUUGUGACACUAGCCUCAGAGUAAUUAGUAUGACUAGAUAAUCAAGCUUCACAUAGAGCAUAUAACUUCUGAUUUGAAUGGUACUUAUUUUAUAAAUUCAUGUUUUCAUAAUUCAUUUGGAAGUGUAAAGAAAAAUAUAAAAGUGAAGGCUGAAAGAAUUUACAGUUCUAACUAAAACCUUCCUAAUGAGAGCUUUGGGGGAGGGCCUAGAAUGAGAAACCAAUACAUGUGAAAUGUUUGCAUUAUUACACUGGUUUUUGAAUUUUAUCUCUAAACCUGAGAGCAAAAUAUCUAGUGUAAAAGCUUCCUCUAAACAUCAUGUUUUUUAUAACAAUUUACUGUGGAUAUUUUAAAUAGGCCACUUCUCCUUCUCCUACUUGGACGAUGCCUUGUUUCCUCAUCUGAAUCUUUGCAUUUAAAGAUUGCUUCCCGUUCUGCUCGUUAGUCCAGCGUUGGAGCUGAGAGAUCACCUGGAACGUUUUGCUGUUCUGACUGACCCCUCCGUCUUUGGGAGAAGGUUCCCUGGAGGAAGGGUGUCUAACCCUGGCGCACUAGUGGUCUUGCUCAUCACUCACAUUGUAAUUUUGGUGGUCCUUCCUCAUGGAAUAUUAGUGAAAUCUACUUUGCUGCUCUUUGUACAGCAAUAAGAAAUAUUCUUUCAAUUCUUACUUUCAAGCCAAUUUGUUAUACUCAUUAUUCAUCCCAGCAGCAAUAUAUUGGUCUUUGGGUUUCAAGAGAGCACUAUUAAAAUGUGCAGUCAUCUUUCAGCUUCCUUAUUCCUCUUUGUUCCCAGAUCCCUGGAAAGCACUGGAGAUGCAGCGUCUCUCAGGUGUGGACGAGCUGUUCGAUCCACUGACGCAGAUUGUUGAUAAGCACAGUCCCCACUGUGGUACAUAGUUCUUGCUGGGCGAUCCCUCGCUUUUCCAAGCUGGUCAAUUAGUUCUAAAGAGCUGGGGAGAAUGCUCUGAUGGUUUACAAAGCCACACACGUCACAUUUUCUCAGACACUUACCUGAUCCUGACUUUGGCUUCCUGUAACUGAGUAGGAAAAUAGGGAAUAACAGUUAAGUUUAAAAUCUUUUCAAGACUGUGGAUUAGCGUUAGUGGUCUGAAAGAGUUGUCCUUCUCAGUGUGUCUGCAAGAAGGAAGUAAUUCAUCCAUCCAGCAGGACAUCUCAGGGACAAAAAAUGUAACAUUAGCUCCUUAGUAUUUAUUGCUCUUCAUCCCAAGGAUACGUCCAUGCUAGUUUUCAUUUGUUUUCCUCAUAUCUAUAGCUAGAGGUCUGCUAACUUGAGUUGGAAAAAGAAAAGAUCAAUUUGCAUACCAGUCACAUCAUAAGAGAGUUUAUCAUAUAAAAUACCUCAAUUUUCUGUAUUCCUCAUUUUCACAUUACAGUCGUACUGAAGACGAAUUUUAAAGGUCUGUCCUGAGCCUAGAAACCCUGGUGGUGUAGUGGUAAAGGUUAGCAGUUCGAAUCCACCAGGUGCUCCUUGAAAACUCUAUGGAGCAGUCCUGCUGUGUCCUAUAGGGUCACUAUGAGUUGGAAUCGACUUGACAGCAAUGGGUUUUUCUUUUUCUUUUAAUCAUCCUUGGAAACUCUAUGGGGCAGUUCUACUCUGUCCUGUAGGGUUGCUAAGAGUCGGAAUUAACUUGACAGCAAUGGGUCUGGUUUUUGAUAUUGUUUAGCUUGAGCCCUGGUGGCACAGUGGUUAAAGUGCUUGGCUGCUAACCAAAAGGCCAGCAGUUGAAAUUCACCAGCCGUUCCAUGGGAGAAAAAUGUGGCAGUCUGCUUCUGUAAAGAUUACAGCCUUGGAAACUCUAUGGGGCAGCUCUACUUUGUCCUAUAGAGUCACUGAGUUGGCUCAAUGGGCACAGGUAUCUUUUAGCUUAUAGGUGAUUUUUUCAUAUCUGGCCAGAUUCUCACACUUCCAUUGCAUACUUGAAAAGGUUAAGAAUUUUAAGAACAGGAAAGAGAAUUUGGCCUAUUAUCACUACUCAUUUAUUUUUAUGUACAUUUUUUCACAUGCUUUUAAAUGCAACAAAAAUUAUAUUUUAAGAAAAUUAACUUUGCUACAUUCAAAAAGUUUCCUAAUAAAAAGUUGAUAUUCAGUAGAACAAUAUCAUGUAAAUAAAAAUCUAUUUCAAAUGUACCCAAUGUGAAAAAAAGUAUAAUCUAGGGCUCAGAACACGAACCAUGGAGGAUUUAUUUGUUCUUUUAUUUUUCCCUGAAUUGUGCAAAUAUGGGUGUCAUAUAACCUUUCUGUGCCUCAGUUUUUCUACCUCCAAAGGGGUGGGCUCUCCAUAUUGAUUGUUUUUAAAACAUUAGCACUUUUAACACUGUUCUGGUACCCUCCAAUGAAAGCACCAGGUUCAGAACAGCUCUGGAGCUGACGCGGUGCGGACUAGCUGGUCCACUAAGGAUCGUGCUCCAGAACGUGCAUUGUUGAGCAUUGAGGAAGCAAAUCAAGCACUGGAAAGUUUUAAUUUUUCCUUUUUUUGUUUUAAAAGGAAGGGUUUUAUAGAUUCUGUUCUAAGCUAUGGAAACUAAACAGGAACUUUUAGAAUCGACAUUGAAAGAUCAUAUUCUGACGGCGGGGUGAGCUUCUCUGGCCUGCUUAGGUUUGUAUUCUUCAGACCGCGUAACGACGUGUGAAAUGGAUCUAUUCUGCUGCAGUGAACGCUGCUGAACCUCCUGCUUUCGAGCAGGUUGACCCUGAUGAUAAACUGUUGGACAUCAGGUUAAUGCCAGGAGCUCCAAAACCACCAGUGCCAAAGGAUCACAUUGAAUUGAAACGUUCAAAGUAUUUGUCAGAAUGUAGUAAUUUGGUGCCCCGUCAGUGUUUUUGCAUUUUGGAAAAAUUAAAGGGUACUGCACAUUGAUUAAGAGCUUGGCUGCUAACCAAAACGUCAGCAGUUGGAAUCCACCAGCCACUCCUUGGAAACCCUAUGGGGCAGUUCUGCUCGGUUCUGUAGGGUUGCUAUGCGUCCGAAUCGACUCAACAGCUACGAGUUUGGUUUUCUUGGUUUUGUAUUUCAGUAGCAUUCCUGGGUUUUUGCCUUUUUAAAUGAUGACUUAUUUUCUUGGUAAAUGGAAUAUAAUCACGAAAGAGGAAGAAGAGUGAAAAUGUAAAAUGUUGAUUGGCUGCAUAAAAUUUUUUUCAUGUAAAUGUAUCGGGAGCUUCGUAUUAGCAUACACACAAUUUGUUAAUGGCUAAGACUUGCUUAUAUUUUGCUUUAUAGAAGUUGUCAUGGCAUGUUGCCUUAUGUAAUAACUGCCUUAUGUAAAUAAAAGGCUAUUACGUUUUCCAAUAAUAUUAAUCUGUAUGUGUUUUCAAAUAAAAUAACUUAGUUCUAGCUGAA
Loxodonta africana (African savanna elephant) is the source of this 8117-nucleotide messenger RNA. It is a transcript of the gene NIPA1, whose product is annotated as NIPA magnesium transporter 1. NCBI's taxonomy places the organism in Eukaryota, Metazoa, Chordata, Mammalia, Proboscidea, Elephantidae. Gene Ontology annotation, biological process: magnesium ion transport. The record is from RefSeq and is a predicted model, not a curated record. The coding region runs from base 992 to 1789 and encodes 265 amino acids. Gene Ontology annotation, cellular component: membrane. The transcript is spliced from 4 exons. Gene Ontology annotation, molecular function: magnesium ion transmembrane transporter activity.